Molecule: messenger RNA, 1689 nt
Organism: Plenodomus lingam JN3
Lineage: Eukaryota; Fungi; Ascomycota; Dothideomycetes; Pleosporales; Leptosphaeriaceae
Source: RefSeq, a predicted model, not a curated record
AUGCGUCUCUUUCGCCAAAACAAAGAACAGGAAGUUGCUGAAAAAGGCACUCCUCAAAGCGCUACUCCAACAGAUACACCUACACGAGGCAAUUCACAUGCUGCCACAGCAGCAGAUAUAGAGCCCAAGGGUGGAGUGCCUGCCAUUGCGGUCAUUCUCGGAGCUGUCGCCUCAAUAGGCGGUUUUAUGUUUGGUUAUGAAUCCGGUCAAAUUUCUGGUUUCCUUGCAAUGGAGGAUUUCAUCGACAGAUUUGGUGAAAAUGGCAAGUUCUCUGCUGUCCGUCAGGGUGCUAUCGUUGGUCUUCUUGCUGUCGGUACACUCUUUGGAUGCUUGUGCUCCGCUCCUCUCGCUGAUACCUUCGGCCGCCGACUUACGAUAUCCGGUUCCGCCUUCUUUUACAUCAUCGGCGUCAUCAUCGAAAUCACGAGUGAAAGGGUAUGGGUACAAUUCGCCAUGGGCAGAUUUGCUGCCGGUCUAGGCAUAGGCGCCCUAUCCACCGUGGUGCCCAUGUACCAAUCCGAAUCGAUUCCCAAGCGCGUCCGUGGCGCCGCCGUCAGUUCCUACCAGCUCUUCAUCACCCUGGGCAUCUGGACAGCCUACAUGGUCAACUACGGUACAUCGGAUCAAUACGUCAAUAGCGCGCAAUGGCGCAUCCCUAAUGGUCUCAGUGCGCUUUGGGCUAUCCUUCUUGGCACUUCGAUUUUGCUGCUCCCGGAGUCUCCGCGCUUCGCAUACCGCAAGGGCGAUGUGGAUAGCGCUCGUAGCAAUAUGGCUCGUCUCAAUGGAGUUGAUCCGUAUAGUCCGUUUAUCGAUGCUGAGAUCCAGGAGAUUCAGGAAAAGCUCGAGGCUGAAAAUGCAGGGGGAGACCACCCGUGGCAUGAGAUCUUCACUGGUCCCCGCAUGCUAUACCGCACUCUGCUCGGCAUGGCGUUGCAAGCAGGCCAGCAGCUUACCGGCGCAAACUACUUCUUCUACUACGGCACCACCAUCUUCGCCGCCACCGGCCUUGAAAACUCCUACGUCACCUCCAUCAUCCUCGGCACCGUCAACGUCGUCGCCACCAUCGCCGGCCUUUGGAUCGUGCAAAACGUUGGGCGUCGCAAGGCCAUGAUGGCCGGCGCAGCUUGGAUGGCCGUCUGCCUAUUCAUCUACUCCUUCAUCGGCCAAUACCAACUCGACCACCAAAACCCGCUUAGCACGCCCCAGGCUGGCAACAUCAUGAUCGUCUUCACUUGCCUCUUCAUCGCCGCAUUCGCGACUACCUGGGGUCCACUCGUUUGGAGUAUCGUCGGUGAAUUGUAUCCCGCGCGUUACCGGGCUACAUGCAUGGGUUUGGCAACUGCAUCCAACUGGCUCUUCAACUUCCUCAUCUCCUUCUUCUCCACUCUCAUCACUAACGAAAUCAACUACCUCUACGGCCUCGUGUUUGCAGUCUCCCUCGUUGUCCUCUUCUUCAUCGUUUACUUCUUCCUGAUUGAGACGAAAGGUCGCUCCCUUGAGGAAAUCGAUACCAUGUAUGUUUUGCAUGUCAGCCCCAUCACUAGUGCAAAAUGGGAUGCAGCGUCGUUGGGGAGGGAUGGCCUCGUGGAUACGGAUAGGAUGCAUUUUGGGAGUGGGGGGAGGGGGAAGGUGGGGGUGGGCAGGGAGGGGAUGUUGGGGGAGGCUGUGAGGAGUGAGGGGCGGGUUUGA